This is a messenger RNA of Aspergillus clavatus NRRL 1, 534 nucleotides long. Its product is annotated as GNAT family N-acetyltransferase. Gene Ontology annotation, molecular function: acyltransferase activity, transferring groups other than amino-acyl groups. The transcript has a single exon. Lineage: Eukaryota; Fungi; Ascomycota; Eurotiomycetes; Eurotiales; Aspergillaceae. The coding region runs from base 1 to 534 and encodes 177 amino acids. The record is from RefSeq and is a predicted model, not a curated record.
AUGAAUGACAAUUAUCCUCAAUUCCGCGUCGCAACCCAAGAUGAUGCACUCCAGAUCCAGCAGCUUGUACAAUCUGCAUUCCGCGCUGAAGACAGCAGACCAAACUGGACAGCAGACAUGGAUCUUUCCUCACGCUUCCGCAUCCAGGUGGGGGGGAUACUCGAGAAAAUCGCCAAGUCGGACAGCGCGAUUCUGAUCGCCACCGACCAGAGCGGUGCCCUGGUAGCCUCCGUGGGAAUCCAAAAACAGACCGCAGAGCUUGCCCGCCUUUCUCUGUUGGCAGUAGACCAACGUCACCAACGUGGGGGGUUAGGACGUCAGGUCCUUGCCCGUGCUGAAGGGUACUGUCAGCGGAUUUGGGGUGCUCGGAGAACAGGGUUGAACGCCCUCUCAACACGUGAAGAGCUUAUCCUCUGGUAUAUGCGCUGUGGGUACCGGAAGACAGGCCAACUGACGCAUGAGCGGAUCCAAAACGGCCUUUUCACAGAUGAUUUGUGUUUUGUUGAAAUGGAGAAGGGUUUGAAAGAAGCCUGA